UGUCUCGUCGGUUGGUUUUUACGCGUAGAAAUAUCACUGACGUGUCCCCGUGCAAAGAUCGGCUACGUACGUGCAUACAAUUCAUCGACUUCGCCACGACAAUUUCGUCUUGCGCAUAGAGAAUCGACGAUACGAAAUAUCACCAGUCAUCGUGGCAUCGGGGUUGUAAGUGAGCGUCUCGUGUAGCGCGUGUGCCGAUCGUCAGAAAGCAUCGUCCAGAAUCAGCCGAGCGACAGCAAAAUUAUGGCAGCGGUCUUCAACACUUUUAUAAAUUCCUUCAGCAACACAUUAAAUGCACCGGUCAGACAACACUUGAAAAAUGUCUAUGGUUGUUUGUCCCUGUCCACCGUAUCAGCAGCUGCAGGAGCUUAUGUACACAUGUACACGCAGCUCCUGCAGGCUAAUCUAUUGACAACUUUUGGUACCCUGGGUCUCCUCAUUGCAUUAAUGACUACACCUGAUAAUGGCAAAAAUCAAAAGCUGCGCCUCAGUUACCUCUUGGGAUUUGCAUUCCUGUCUGGCCUUGGAUUAGGUCCUUUACUUGAGAUGGUAGUCAGCAUAGACCCGAGUAUAGUGGUAACAGCAUUAGUUGGUACGACAGUAGUUUUCGUUUCCUUCAGCAUUUCUGCACUUUUGGCUGAACGUGGUCGCUGGCUGUAUCUUGGUGGCACCUUAAUGAGCAUGCUGAAUAUCAUGAUCCUGUUUUCCUUUGCCAAUCUGUUCUUGCGCUCGACUUUCAUCUACCAAGCGCAUUUAUAUCUGGGAUUAUUCGUGAUUUGCGGCUUUGUCAUCUAUGACACGCAAUUGAUUAUCGAGAAACAUCACAUGGGCAGCAGAGACUUCAUCAUGCAUUCCUUGGAUUUGUUCAUCGAUUUCGUAGGCAUUUUUCGACACCUCCUUGUGAUACUUACGCAAAAGGAACUGUCCAAGGAGUCACGCAAACGUAAAGAUUGAGCGAAGAGAGACCAGUGGUUACGGUGCGUUCAAGUAAAUCCAUAAAAACUAGAGGUCUUCAUGUAAUCUAUCCAUACCUAGGUAUCUGUGUACAUAUACAUACCGAAAAAAUUAUAUAAAUACCGAUAUACUACACAUGUCAUACACAUAUAUAUGCAUAACAUCUCUUUAGCAAACGCGAUAUAUUACAAAACUAUAUAGAUAUAUUUACCGUAAUAAAAAAAGAAAAAGGAAAAUGUUAAAUACAGUUUGUUUAAAAAAUUCGGCUUCUCUUGAGUCCGAUUAUAGACGAAGACAUAUUUAUUUUGGUCACGUUUCUGAGUUAUAUAAUUCUCCAUCAGAUUUGUAUACAUAUAUAUAUAUAUAUAUAA
Molecule: messenger RNA, 1325 nt
Organism: Formica exsecta
Lineage: Eukaryota; Metazoa; Arthropoda; Insecta; Hymenoptera; Formicidae
Gene: BI-1
Product: probable Bax inhibitor 1
Exons: 4
Coding region: 244-954 (236 amino acids)
Biological process (GO): negative regulation of apoptotic signaling pathway; cellular response to unfolded protein; negative regulation of RNA splicing
Cellular component (GO): mitochondrial membrane
Molecular function (GO): enzyme binding
Source: RefSeq, a predicted model, not a curated record